Messenger RNA from Rotaria socialis, 477 nucleotides. NCBI's taxonomy places the organism in Eukaryota, Metazoa, Rotifera, Eurotatoria, Philodinida, Philodinidae. The record is from the annotation of a GenBank genome assembly.
AUGGUUGGUCAAAUGAUAGCACGUCGUGUAGUUGGAUUAACUCUUGAAUUGAUUAAAGAAGGAAAAACUGCUGAUCGAGCUUUACUUAUCGCUGGCCAACCUGGAACAGGCAAAACUGUUAUUGCUAUGGCAGUAACAUUUCUUGCAUUGUUUUCUGGUGAUACCGGCCAAAUAAAAUCUGAAGUACGCGAACGAAUUAAUGAUAAAGUUGCUGAAUGGCAUGAAGAAGGAAAAGCUGAAAUUGUACCUGGUGUUUUAUUCACCGAUGAAGUUCAUAUGUUAGAUAUUGAAUUUUUUUCGUUUUUAAAUCGAGCUUUAGAAAGUGAUAUGGUACUUAUUUUAAUAAUGGCUACAAAUAGAGGAAUUACGAACAUACGUGAAACAAAUCAACAAAGUCCACAUGGUAUUCCAAUUGAUUUACUUGAUUGUCUAUUGAUUAUGACGACAGAACCAUAUGAAGCUGAUGAAAUUAAAUAA